Messenger RNA from Saccostrea echinata, 1670 nucleotides. RefSeq names its product neuropeptide Y receptor type 6-like. Gene Ontology annotation, cellular component: membrane. Bases 1 to 1224 code for a protein of 407 amino acids. NCBI's taxonomy places the organism in Eukaryota, Metazoa, Mollusca, Bivalvia, Ostreida, Ostreidae. The transcript has a single exon. Gene Ontology annotation, biological process: neuropeptide signaling pathway. The record is from RefSeq and is a predicted model, not a curated record. Gene Ontology annotation, molecular function: G protein-coupled peptide receptor activity.
AUGUUUGACGUUUACUUUCAGAUGCUGCAAGAAGAUAAGAACGUAGGAUGGAAUGGUAAUAAUUCACACAUUCCCCUGAAUCUAGAAAACUGGAAUACACAUAUGUCAUGGAUCUAUCUUCCGUCAUUGGUUCUGGUGACCCUGUGCUCUGUGAUGGGUCUUAUCGCGAACUCGGCAGUCAUACUCGUUUUUAUAGCACGACUUCGUCACUCCCGCGAUGACCGAUACUUCAUACCUUACCUAUCAAUCGUUGACUUUAUCGGCCUCGUCCUUAAUAUGGUUGCAAUAUGGACACAAUAUUACAGUAGUAUAAUGGAUGGGGAUGGUUUGGCUCUGUUGUGUAAAUUGUUUUGGUACCUCUGCUCUGUUAUUGGAUGUUUGUCUGCAUUUAUGUUGAUUGGUAUUGCCGUUCAGAGGUAUUUGAAAAUCUGCAGACCUUGCGGAAAGCAAAUGACAUUAAAAUAUAGGCGACUAUUAUUAAUUGCUGCUCUCCUCAUAUCGACAACCAUUACAAUACCAAUUCUACCAAUUUACGAUGUUGUUCCAAUAUAUAGUUCUAGAUUCAAUGCUACUGGUUACGUUUGCAAACAAGAUCAAACCCAUUGGCACAACAGUGAGUCCAUCAUCUACAACAUAUUACUUUUCUCUCUCGUCUUUGUUAAUAUUUCAUGCUUAGUGAUUCUGUACAGCCUAAUUGGAAGAACAAUUUUUCAGCAAACGAACCUGAAAAAGAAACGACGAACAAGUGCCAAAAGAAGAAUCGGACUGCUCAAACAAGAAACUAACAUCGACUUAGAAUUCCCGACCAUGACAAACCAAGGAGAGGAAACAUCAGAACGAUUCCAAACUGAUGACCAGCUUGAACAUUGCGACUCCAAAUAUUCACACAUUAUUCAAACGGACAAAACGGCGAGCACAAAGUCUUUAGGGCGGUAUUACCGGAAGCUGAAUAGAAGAACGGACCAGUUUACGUGCAUGUUCAUGACAAUAACUGUUGUUGCUAUGGUGAGUUACAUUCCUAAAGCUACUUUGCUGAUUGUUGAGUCCUUGGAUGCCACUUUCUGGGAUGGUCUCUCCGAUAAUUUUCGGCGAUUUGUUGAGGUGAUCUACAGACUCCAUGUUCUCCACCACACCAGUAACGCUUUUAUCUACUGUUCUUUCGACGCACGGUUUCGGUCUGAGAUCAAGAAUACCCUAAAUCUGAUACAUUUAAUGAGAAACUGAUGUUAUGAACGCGAAAAAAAAUGAAGAGAGAAUGAGUAUCUUAAGACUCAUAACGGGAAUAAAAGUAUAUCUUUGAGAGACUAAUGGGCUGAGACCAAAAGAAUACAUAAAAAAGGCUUUGAAUUCAAUAAAACAAUAAAUUUGUGAACAGGGAAAAGUCAGACCCCUGAAAACACCAGUGGUUGGAUCAGGUAAAAUGGAGGAUUAAACAGCCUUCUCAAUCGGGCACACCCGCUGUGAACCCUUUGUCUUGAUCGUGUGUUAGACCAAACCCACAUCCUUGAUGACUCUGCCUAUUACAGCGUUCUGUAAUAGCUUUUAGUACUCAGGAUGUAACAAAAAUGGCGAAAAGCAAUUGCUGCAGACCAUGAAUAGGGUGAACUUACACCCUACUUUAAAUCCUGUCGGGACCACUUAUUUUUUUGUUUCGUACAUAUCUUAGCCAA